AUGAAUAUAUUAGGAUCAGUGUUUGCUCCAAUUCCUUUUGAAAGACGUAUACAGACAGCUUUUGUCUUUCUAUGGACACUGGGUUUCAUAUGCUUGGGUUUUGGAAGUCUUGCCAUCUUCAUCUACCUUUUGUUCACUAAAUAUUAUUUCAUACUUCUGGCUUAUUUAAUAUGGUACAUCUAUGACAUCAACACAUGUGAGCAAGGAGGCCGUUGUCUUCUGUGGCAAUUAAACAAUCCCAUUUGGAAAUACUUUGCUGAUUACUUUCCUAUAAAUCUCAUCAAGACAGCAGAGCUUGAUCCAUCCAAGAACUAUAUUGUUGGUUACCAUCCAAGAACUAUAUUGUUGGUUAUAAGCGCUGGUGCUUUUGCUAACUUUGCAACAAAUGCAACAGGCUUUAACCAAAUGUUCCCAAAUAUGCAUCAAUAUUUGUGCAUAUUAAUAGGACAGUUUCGUUUUCCAUUCUACAGAGAUCAUCUGAUGACUACUGGCUGUUUGUAUGGUUGA
Messenger RNA from Octopus bimaculoides (California two-spot octopus), 507 nucleotides. Its product is annotated as 2-acylglycerol O-acyltransferase 2-A. Gene Ontology annotation, cellular component: endoplasmic reticulum membrane. Lineage: Eukaryota; Metazoa; Mollusca; Cephalopoda; Octopoda; Octopodidae. The record is from RefSeq and is a predicted model, not a curated record. Gene Ontology annotation, molecular function: diacylglycerol O-acyltransferase activity. Gene Ontology annotation, biological process: triglyceride biosynthetic process.